AUGCCCGGCCUGGGCACACGCAAGGCGCUGUCGGGAGACGUGCGCAAGAGCGCGGAUGUGAGAGCGAUCCGCUCUCUCAUGAAUGACGAAGCGGACUCGGCCCAUGCGAGGGCUGCUGGCGCUCUGGCGGCAAACGACCUGCUCUCCCCGCUGCAGGGAGACGCGGAUGCUGACGUGGAAACGGCGGAGGCUACGCGGAGGAGCCUGGAUGAGGCGCAGAGGAGGAGGGAUGAGGAGCAGAAGAGGAGGGAUGAGGAGCAGAAGAGGAGGGAUGAGGAGCAUAAGAAACAGGAUGAGGAGCAUAGGAAGAGAGAGGAGCAGAGGAUGAGGGAUGAGCAUCAGAAGAGGAAGGAUGAGGAGAAUAAGAGGAAGAGGGAGGAUGAUAAGAGGAGGAAGGAAAGGGAGAGAAAGCAGAAAGAUGACGAGAAAAAAAGGAGGGAUGAGGACAAGAGGAGGGAUGCGGAGCAGAAGAGGAGGGAUGAGGAGCAUAAGAAACAGGAUGAGGAGCAUAGGAAGAGAGAGGAGCAGAGGAUGAGGGAUGAGCAGAAGAGGAGGCAGCAUUAG
Messenger RNA from Closterium sp. Yama58-4, 564 nucleotides. Lineage: Eukaryota; Viridiplantae; Streptophyta; Zygnematophyceae; Desmidiales; Closteriaceae. The record is from the annotation of a GenBank genome assembly.